Molecule: messenger RNA, 2025 nt
Organism: Exserohilum turcica Et28A
Lineage: Eukaryota; Fungi; Ascomycota; Dothideomycetes; Pleosporales; Pleosporaceae
Exons: 2
Coding region: 1-2025 (674 amino acids)
Source: RefSeq, a predicted model, not a curated record
AUGUCUCGGCAAACUGUCUGGGUCACCACGAUGAAUCCGAAGCAAUUCGUCUUCAGCCUGUUCAACGUCGUCAAGAAGGAGGGUGGCGACAACCACCUCGAGUUCGACUGUCUCAAGAAGAUAGCUAGACAAGUCCACAAGAACCUGCAUCAGUCUUCCAUACCCUUCAAGCCGCUCGACCCCGACCGCGCGACUGACUUGCAGGCCGGCCGUCGCCUCCGCCAUUCCAUGGCCUUCCUCAAGGGAAAGGCGCAUUUCGCAAAGCUCCAGACUGUCAUUUCUAGGUCUGCGCCUGCUCCUGACGAGACGCGCUUCGGAGGCCCCCGCAACACCUAUCAGUCCUUCUAUGCGCCCAACACCAACGACUUGUUCAACAAUGCGCCCGAGACUGUCUACCAUGAGCCGCAGAGUGUUCUUCACCAGGCUUUGGGUGCAUUGCCGUUCGGACCCUAUGUUCGCGAUCGUCCCUUUGUCAACGGCCCUCCUCGAGAUGUUCACACGUCUUUCUCGUGGAGCCCCGACUCGGCCUCGUUCCAGUCCAUGAUUCCGCCGGUCAAGGAAGAGCCCGAGGGCCCGGUGUCGCAGGACGAGCUCAUGGUCGACAACAAGACUGAGGAGUCUGCCUCUGAGACUGCGCCUGCCGACAACGCCUCCUUCAACGAGUCUUUUGCUGCUUUUGAGGAGCACGACUCUGGUAUCGCGUUGGAUGAUGCGCCCGAGACCAAAAUCCAUGUCGCGCUCAACACUGACGGUGUCGCCAUGUCUAAGGACAACGCUGUCAACGUCCACCACGAGGAUGUCAACUACGAGAACACUGUCAGCUCCGAGAACAACGCUGUCAACUUCAACAACAACGCGCGCAACUCCGAGAACAAUGCUUUCGACCACGAGAACAACACUGCCAACUACGAGGGCAAUGGUGUCAACUGCAACAAUGAGGAUAUCGUCUACGAGAACAACGCUGCCGAUUUCAACAACAAAGCCGUCAACUCCGAGAACAAGGCUCGCAACGUCAAGAACAACGCUGUCAACCUCAACAAGGUUGUCAACUUUGAGACCAAGGCCCGCAUCUCCAAGAAUAAGCCUCGCAUCACAAAGGACAAGGCUGUCAGCUUCAUGAAGGCUGUCAACAUCAUGAGCAAGGAUGUCAACUUUGUGAACAACGCUCCCAACACCAACAACAAGCAUGUCAACUACGAGAACACCACUGUCGACUUGGAGGACACUGUCAACUUCGAGAACAGGGCUCGCAUCUCUGAGGACGAGGAUGUCAACUUCAAGAACACUGUCGACUGCGGAAACAAGGAUGCCAGCUACGAGAACAACACUGCCGACUUUGAGAACAGCGGUGUCAACUACGAGAACAACGAUGUCAACAUCCAGGCUGUCGACUAUGAGAACAUCGCUCGCAACUCCAUGAACAAGGAUGUCAACUCCGAGAACAACGCUGCCAACAUCAACGAGGCUGGCAACUCCAGGAUCAAGGCUGUCAACUACGAGAACAACGCUGUCAACUAUGAGACCAACGUCCCCAACUUUAAGAACAACGCUGUCAACGUCAAACAUGCCUCCAACACUCCUCCAGACGCUCACUGCAUUCCGACCAUCAUUGUCACCGACACCGAGGACAGCACCCAAUCCACACCGUCCACACCGUCCACCCCGUCCACCCAGUCCUCUCGGUUCAACAACUCCACGCAAGACACGCAGUACUCGGACGAAUCCAACCCCGCGACCCAGCCAGAGUUCGCCAACCGCCUCAUGGUCGACCCCAAGAAGUUGCUUAGCGUUCCUCGCAAGACGAGGGCCCCCGCCUCCCAAACCUCCCUGCUGCGUCGGUCCCCUCGCAUCACUCGCGCUUACGCCAUGGUCGAUUUGGUGCAUACCCAAAUGUUUGGGCCGUCCGAGCCGAUGUCUCGACGUGCUCGCAAGGUUUCUCUGGGCAAGCGCGGUCGUGACGACGAGGCUGGAGGCCUGACAAAGAAGAUGAAGCGCACUGGUGGCUUCAAUGAGACGGCCAUGUAG